AAGCUGGGCAGUUUGAGAAUGGUUGAGGGUCCUCACUGGUGGCCACUAGUACUAUGAUUUGGUAUGUGGCCACUUUGAUAGCAAGUGUAAUCAGCAGCACCGGAGGACUGGCAGCAGCUCAAGGUGCCCGCAGUACUAGGGAGGAGCCCCAGUUUGUGACUGCCCGUGCUGGUGAAAGUGUGAUCCUGGGCUGUGACGUGGUCCACCCGGUUACAGGACAGCCUCCUCCCUAUGUGGUGGAGUGGUUCAAGUUUGGAGUUCCUAUCCCCAUUUUUAUCAAAUUUGGCUUCUAUCCACCUCAUGUGGACCCUGAGUAUGCAGGCCGGGCAAGUUUGUAUGACAAGGCUUCUCUGCGGAUUGAGCAGGUGCGAUCUGAGGACCAGGGGUGGUAUGAAUGUAAAGUUCUCAUGUUGGACCAUCAGUACGACACCUUUCACAAUGGCAGCUGGGUGCACCUUACGGUGAAUGCACCUCCUACCUUCACAGAGACUCCUCCUCAGUAUGUAGAGGCAAAGGAAGGAAGCAGCAUUGUUUUAACCUGCACAGCUUUUGGAAAUCCUAAACCUGUAGUCAGCUGGUUGAGGGAAGGGCAGCUCGUAGAACAGAAUGGCAAAUACAAGGUCAGUGAUGGGAGUCUUACUGUUACAUCUGUAAAUCGGGAAGACCGAGGGGCAUACACCUGCCGUGCAUUUAGCAUCCAAGGAGAGGCAGUUCAUACAACACGCCUUCUAGUACAAGGACCCCCUUUCAUUGUGUCCCCUCCGGAAAACAUCACUGUAAACAUUUCUCAAGAUGCACUGUUCACUUGCCAAGCAGAAGCAUAUCCUGGAAACCUUACCUACAUGUGGUUCUUGGAGGAUGAAAAUGUCUUCUUUAAGAAUGACCUGAAGGUGAGGGUACGGAUCCUGAUAGAUGGAACCUUGAUUAUUUUCCGAGUCAAACCAGAAGAUGCUGGGAAAUACACCUGUGUCCCUAGUAACAACCUGGGACGGCCCCCCUCUGCUUAUGCCUAUCUUAUCAUCCAGUAUCCAGCCAGAGUUGUUAACAUGCCACCAAUCAUCUAUCUUCCUAUUGGGUUGCCUGGAUAUAUUCGCUGUCCUGUGGAAGCAGAACCCCCAGUCUCGCUUGUGAAGUGGAACAAAGAUGGUCGUCCACUAAGGCUAGAAAAGUAUUCUGGCUGGAGUAUGCUGGAAGAUGGGUCCGUCCGAAUUGAGGAGGCAACAGAGGAAGCUCUCGGCACUUAUACCUGUGUGCCUUACAAUGCUCUGGGUACGAUGGGACAGUCUCCCCCGGCCCGACUGGUGCUUAAGGAUCCCCCAUAUUUUACGGUGCAACCAGGCUGGGAGUACAGACAAGAAGCAGGAAGAGAGCUGGUGAUUCCUUGUUCUGCUGCUGGAGAGCCUUUUCCAGUUAUUGUAUGGAGGAAGAUUGGGAAACCUAGUAGAAGCAAGCACAAUACCCUUCCAAGUGGCAGCUUACAGUUCAAAUCACUCACCAAGGAGGACCACGGCGAGUGGGAGUGUAUUGCCACAAAUGUGGUUACAAGUAUCACUACCAGUACUCACCUCACUGUAAUCGGUACUAGUCCUCACGCUCCAACCAACGUUCGUGUCACAGCCUCGAUGACCUCUGCCAAUGUGUCAUGGGAUCCAGGUUAUGAUGGCAGCUUUGAGCAGACAUUCUCAGUCUGGGUGAAGCGCGCUCAGUUUGGACCUCAUGACUGGCUCUCCCUGCCAGUACCAGCAGGCAUGAACUGGUUGCUGGUGGAAGGCCUAGAAGCAGAGACUGCAUACCAGUUCAGUGUUCUAGCUCAGAAUAAAUUAGGAACAGGUCCCUUCAGUGAGGUUGUCACUGUGAACACACUAGCAUUCCCUAUCACUACUCCUGAACCAGCGGUGCUACUUUCUCCACCGAGGUGCCUGACAGCCAAUCGGACACAGCAGGGAGUCCUCUUGGCUUGGCUGCCUCCAGCUAAUCACACCUUCCCAGUUGAGCGCUACAUCAUGGAAUUCCGUGUAAGUGAGAGGUGGGAAAUUCUGGAUGAUGGUAUUCCAGGUUCUGAAACGGAACUGCUGUCCAGGGAUUUAGCUCAGGACACUUGGUAUGAGUUCCGACUGCUGGCUGUUAUGCAAGACCUAAUCAGUGAACCAAGUAAUAUUGUUGGAGUUUCCAGCUCUGAUGCAUUUCCGCAGCCUGAUGUGCCAGAAGAAGGUCUUGCACGGCCUGUGCUGGCUGGAAUUGUAGCCACAAUAUGCUUCCUUGCUGCAGCUAUUCUGUUCAGCACACUGGCCGCCUGCUUUGUCAACAAACAACGUAAACGCAAACUGAAAAGAAAGAAAGACCCUCCUCUUUCAAUAACACACUGCAGGAAGAGCAUGGAAUCCCCAUCAUCCUCAGGAAAGGUCAGCCCAGAAAGUAUCCGAACCCUGCGAGCUCCUUCAGAGUCCUCUGAGGACCAAGCCAUAACUGCUAAGAAGAUGUUGAGCCCCAGCAAGGAGAAAGAGCUCUCCCUGUACAAGAAAACAAAACGAGCAAUAACGAGCAAGAAGUACAGUGUCUCAAAGCAUGAAGCUGAAGCAGAGGCCACCACCCCUAUCGAGCUGAUCAGCAGGGGUCCUGAUGGUAGAUUUGUAAUGGAUCCCUCUGAAAUGGAAGCAACAGUGAAGCCCAGAAGAAUUGAAGGAUUUCCAUUCGUAGAGGAAUCAGACAUGUACCCAGAAUUUCGACAGUCUGAUGAAGAAAAUGAUGAUUCUGUAAUCCCACCUGUUGUGGCUGCACCUUUGUCUUCUAGCCAAGAGUCCUAUUUACAGCCACCAGCAUAUAGUCCAAGGUUCCAGAGGCCUUUACAGGGAGAUGGUGCUGCAGAAAGCAGGCUGCAAGCCACAGGCCAGACUAGACCUCCAGCUCCAAGAGCUUUUCACCACAGCCAGUUUUACGGUUACCUCAGCAGUAGCCCUGGAGACCAAGACCCCCCUCCAUUUUAUAUGCCAGACUUUAGUCCACUGAGUUCAGUGGUAUCUUCACCCCCUUUGCUCUCAGAAGGACCUUUUGGGCACCCCACAAUUCCUGAAGAGAACAGUGAGAAUGCAUCAAGCAGCACUUUGCCUCUGACCCACACACCCACAGGAGGAAGGUCUCCUGAACAGUGGAGAAGACAAGAAUUUCCCUUUGGUGGUUUAGAAGACCCUAUGAUGAUAUUCCCACACCAUCAAGAUAUAACUGAGACUUCACUGCCAAAGGCUGGUCUUCCAAGGGGAGGUCCCCCAUCUUCUCUCCCAGUCCCAGCACCAUAUCAUAGUGUGUUACAGCUGGAGGCACCAAAGAGUCGGAGCAUCAAAUCGCCAAGCAAAUGUAAACCAUCUGGUCUGGUAAAACAUCUAGAUAAAGCUAUGCAACUGGCGAGUCAAGGGCAGCUAAGACAUACCAGUCAAGGUAUGGGCAUACCUGUAUUGCCUUACACUGAUCCAUCCGAACAGGUUGGUUUUAGUGGCACAAGCACAUUUAGUCUUGAUUCCAGGUGGUACGAGCCAAGGCCUCAACCCAAGCCAAACCCCAGUCCCAGGCAAAUUAGAAAGGUGGAGUCUAGCUUAUACCAGGUAGUUCUUCAACCUUCUAGGCUUUCUCCUUUGACCCAAAGUCCUUUGAGUUCCCAUGAAGGCUCUCCAGAGCUUGCAAUCCGAGCCAGACCUAAGCCUGGCCUCAUUCAACAUUCAGAGAUUUCAGAAAUCACCUUACAACCUCCUACAGCUGUUGGAUUCACUAGGAAAUCAUCUUCUUCCAACCAUUCACCAGCAAAGAGCAGUACUGCUGGACAGGGCAACAAGCAGGCCAGCCCUAGUUAUAGGCCUCAGGUGGCAUUUGCAACAUCUGCGACCAGCUACCCCUCACAAUCCCCUUCUCCUCCUAUGGAAAGUGGAGACAUCUUUGGUCAGAUCCCUUCACAAAGGAGAACCGAUGACGAACUCCUUCCUUCAGAACCCUCACCCACAAGUCUAUCUACUUCAGGGACAAUUCCUCCAGUCCCAGGUGUUGCUGUUACACCUGAGAACUUGGAAUCACUGAGAUACCAGAGGAUAAAGAAACCCAAAAAGUCAUCAAAGGGUGCCACAAAGGCAAAGAAGAAAUCUGAUAUCUCAGCCUCCCAGGUUCAGCAGCUACACAAUUCUCAGGUACUUCAGCCUGAAGAAGCCCUCUACCUCCGAAAGAAGAAGAAACACUCCCGCCAGGACCCUUGUGCUCAACUCUCUGCCCUGAAGGAAGGACUGGGCAAAUAUCGGCACCAGCCUGAGGAUCAAAAGGCCAUACUGGCCAGUAUGGAUUAUGAUGACCAACAAGAACAUGCCACUUUGAUUUAAUGUCCAACAUGGGCAACCUUAGGUGCAUACUAAGUACUGGACCUCAUUCAGAUGCAGCUACUGCAAAUAAUGGACUUGUGCCAGCAAUUUGGGGGAUCAUGGGUAUAGGUCCAUUUUACAGUGACUGCAAUGUUAGUCUAACUCUCCUCUCUUAUUUUUGUACACUCAUUUAUAAGUGGCAGGUCAGUGUGUGUGCUAACAGGCUGACCUGUCACUUUGCAUAGUAGCUAGUAAUUUUAUUUGGAAUAUAUAAUAACUUUUACUUUUGAAAUGGAGCUAAGGUUGAUUGGAAUACAGCCUUAUGGCUCAAUCUGCUUUCAUAAUGUCUUAUUUUUAGGAAGAAGAAAAAAAAGUUAAAGUGGACCCCGAUGAUAAUUUCAGUUACCAGUUUGGAGGCCACUAGCUUGGUUAAACUGGCAUACCACUGGAUUGGAGGGGAAUAAAGAGUAAACAGUCUAGCUGUCAUGGGUUAGUCAAAGUCAAAUAGCAUUUGCAAAAAAAAGAAGGAGAAAGAAAAAAGAAAAAAAAAUCCAUGUCAUUGACCAAAAGAAGCUUUUGUUUCUCAAGUUUCAUCUCACAGAAACAACUGUUUGUAGUUAAUGACAGUGACUGAAGCAAGGAGGUAUUGUGAGAUUACCUGUGUAUAAAUACCUCUGAAGUCAUGCCUCGAAAAAUGUACAGUAACAGCUAAUAUUGUUAUAGUUACUAAUUUUCUUUUCCCCUACAUAAUUCCUUGUCUAUUAGGUUUGGACUACUUCAUUCAUAUAUUUAAUAAUAUUUCUUUUUUUGUGGAUAUGACAGACAUAUAUUUUUAACAGUGUACAGCAAAUAUUAGAAUGAGCGAAUAAAUGCUUUUAGAGAUAACUUUUAUUUCAUAAGGAGCUAUGGAUUUCAAAAGAAGAAAUGUUAAGAUAAAAAAAUCCUAAGGGUUAAUUGCUAACAAUGAAUCUAAACCGUAAGAAUGUGAAUACUAUUGCCUGUGAGAAGGCUUGAUUUAAGUGACUGGCUGCAGUUUCUUAAUUAUAUGAGUGCUAACCACUUACAUAAAAAAUGACAACGCAGUCAGAAAAUAAUAAGUUUUACAGCAGCAAAGUCAAUAAUGGCCUAUCCUAAAAGUGCUAGCGAUCUGCAUAUCUUGCUCUCCUCUUUGUGAUAGUGGAAGUGACUGUUCCAUUUCGUCAUACCCUGAGGUCAGUUAAACAAUCAUAAUAAUUUAAAAAAAUAACUAAAAAUAAAAGUAUACAGGCAUUGUUUUAUAUAUUAGCUUAUUAGCAUUCCUUUCCUUCGCAUUCCUUUCCUUUAAUUAUACUACUUAAUAGCAUUUUUGUUUUACAUAUUUUCAAAAAGGAAGGCAUUCUGUCUCUCUGGGCUGUAUGUUCAGCAAGGCUACAUCAGUAUUAAUAUGAAAUGGCAUAGGUGUAUAAACCUGCAUAGACAUUUCUGAUGUGUAGGACUGGUAUGAUUUUGAACAUUGCGAUGGGUUGUCUAUCUCUAAUUUAUCUCCUUUAUAGGCAAAAACUGUUCCUUAUGUACAUGUAUGCAAUCAAUUGGGAAAAAUGUUUCUUUUCAAUUUAGCUGGCAGAGUUAUUAGUAAA
Molecule: messenger RNA, 5950 nt
Organism: Protopterus annectens (West African lungfish)
Lineage: Eukaryota; Metazoa; Chordata; Ceratodontiformes; Protopteridae
Gene: IGSF9B
Product: immunoglobulin superfamily member 9B
Exons: 22
Coding region: 54-4355 (1433 amino acids)
Biological process (GO): cell-cell adhesion
Molecular function (GO): protein binding
Source: RefSeq, a predicted model, not a curated record